AUGAGUCAUAAAUUACCACCCAGCAAGACUCUUCACUCUCAUGAAAACAAGCAUCCAGCUGAGCAAUCCGACAACCUAAUACAACCAAAGGUCUCACCUUCAACUCUUGGAUCUUCUCCAUUUAGACAAGGACCAAAGAAACCGCACAACAUAUUUUUUAAUGCGUCCAUCUCUAUUUCUCAGCUGAAAGUGAUGGGAGACAUUGAUAUAAUUGAUGAAGAAGCGGAUGAUAGCCCUGAAAACGUCAUAAGCUGGGAGCAGAAUAAAAUUCGAAUCGACAAUCUCAAAAGCAAAAAUUCCUCCAUAAGCCCAGUAGACUCUUUAAUAAUCAAAAAAAUUGAGGAAAAACAGCCACUUGAAAAAGCUUCACCUCUACAAGUCUCCCAUAAAGUUAGUGAAAUUAAAAAAAAGUUUGUAUGAGCUGAGGUCUCCUAUGACUCAGAUUUCACACCUACCCCAGUCAAUGAGAUCAAGCCAAAAGAAAAGGCAAACCAUAUAGAAAUAAAACAAGAGCCAGUUAUCUUGCAGGCACCUCCUCUUAAGCCAGCAGUUUUGAAACGGAAGAAAAGAGGCGAAUUUCAAGAUGAAACCAUUAUUCAGAACAGAUAUACAGGUAUCCUUAAGUUUUAUAAGCUGAAAAACAGAUUUGGAUUUAUUGCUAUGGACGAUGGGUCAACUGAUGUGUUUAUAUGUGAAGAUGAUCUGGUCCUAUCAGGAGUUAACCUUAAAAAGUUCAAGCAGGACGUAUACAAUAAAAUACCAAUUCAGCUUAGUUUUUUGAUAAAAGAAUACGAAGACAAAGGUAAACCCAAAAGAAAAGCGGUUGAAAUAUCUAUGACUGAAAAUAAAAUUCCUGAAUAA
Molecule: messenger RNA, 861 nt
Organism: Blepharisma stoltei
Lineage: Eukaryota; Ciliophora; Heterotrichea; Heterotrichida; Blepharismidae
Source: the annotation of a GenBank genome assembly